UUUACAAGCGAAUCUGUGAGCAGCUACAAGAACAAAAACAGUGGAUUAGGUGACCCUGGAUCCUUUUUGUUCCCUUGCACUCCUCUCUGCAUCAUCGUGCUCCGCUUGUGACGUCUCAGAAGCCCGGUUCCCGUGGGCGUGGGAUGCCCUGGGCCGCCCCGGGAGCCAUGAGGCGUCACUGUGCGGUUCCACGCCGCGGUCUUGAGGGAAACGAAGGGGCGGUGGCCUGGCCGAUGCAGAGGGGCGAGCCAGGGCGAGUGAGGCAGCGCGCAGCCGGGCUUCGCCUUCCCCUUGGAUGACCUCCGCCGCCGUGCUCCCCGCCUCUCGCCCUCUGAGCCUGCGGCCAGCCGCCUGGCGCCCCUCUGCUAGCCUCCCGUGCCCGGCCACCUCCUCCUUCUCCACUUUCUCCUCCUCCUCCUCCCCCGCCUCUUCCGUUUCUGGAGGGAAAGGCUGCAGCCUCCUUCUGGGCUCCGCAUCCCCGGCUUAGGUAAUACGAUUUCCUCCUUACGCACCCCUCGCCCAGGCGCCACUACUCCCUCCUCCUCGGAUCUGGUCCCAGUGUGGGCGAACAGCACGUCCCGAUCGCCUCCCAGGAUUGCAGCUGACAGCUGAGAAGAGGGUGGGUGCGGAUUCCAUCCACAGCUGCAACGGAAAAGCAAGGUUCUGAAAUGUCAGAUAUCCUCCGAGAGCUGCUGCGUGUCUCUGAGAAAGCUGCCAACAUUGCCCGGGCAUGCAGGCAGCAGGAAGCUCUUUUCCAGCUACUUAUAGAGGAAAAGAAAGAAGGAGAAAAGAACAAGAAGUUUGCAGUUGAUUUCAAGACCCUGGCUGAUGUACUGGUACAGGAAGUUAUAAAACAGAAUAUGGAGAACAAGUUUCCAGGCUUGGAAAAAACAAUUUUUGGAGAAGAAUCCAAUGAGUUUACUAAUGAGUUGGGAGAAAAGAUUACCUUGCGACUGUGUCCAACGGAGAAAGAAACAGUAGAGCUUCUUAGCAAAGUCCUUAAUGGUAACACGUUGGCAUCUGAAGCGUUAGCCAAGGUUGUUCAUCAGGAUGUCGCCUUCACUGACCCAACUCUGGAUUCGCUUGAGGUCACCAUUCCACAUGACAUUCUGGGAAUCUGGGUGGAUCCCAUCGAUUCAACUUACCAGUAUAUAAAAGGUUCUGCUGACGUUAAACCCAACCACGGCAUCUUCCCCAGUGGACUUCAGUGCGUCACCAUAUUAAUCGGUGUCUACGACAUACAGACAGGAGUGCCCCUGAUGGGGGUCAUCAACCAACCUUUCGUAUCACAAGACCUAAGCACCCUCAGGUGGAAAGGACACUGCUACUGGGGCCUCUCUUACAGGGGGACCAACAUCUAUUCCCUUCCGCCCCUCAUCUCGAAAAGAAAUGGCAGUGAACCCCAGGGCCAACUAACAGGAAACACCCGCUCUGAGGAGGAAUCCUCUCACGUGUUCUCAGCUGUCAUUAGUACGAGUGAAAAGGAGACUAUCAAAGCUGCAUUGUCACGGGUGUGUGGAGAUCGCAUAUUCCGGGCAGCUGGGGCUGGUUACAAGAGCCUGUGUGUUGUCCAAGGUCUUGUUGAUGUUUACAUCUUUUCAGAAGAUACCACAUUCAAGUGGGACUCUUGUGCUGCUCAUGCCAUACUCAGGGCCAUGGGUGGGGGAAUGGUAGACUUAAAAGAAUGCUUGGCUAGAAAUCCCGAAAGGGGGCUUGAUUUGCCACAGCUGGUGUACCAUGUGGAAAACGUAGGCGCCAGUGGAGUGGAUCGGUGGGCCAACAAGGGAGGACUGAUUGCAUACAGAUCAAGCAAGCAGCUGGAGACGUUCCUGAGCCUCCUCAUCCAGAACCUUCCACCUGCGGACACACACAGAUGAACCUUCCCCUCGGUGUCCUUACAGACCUGACUGUGAAACUGUCACCUCCAUCUCUAUCGUUUGAAGAUAGCUUUGUCCUAUUGAUGGUCAACGUUCACCUUCCUCUUGGGAGGAGCAUUUUUUCAUUAUGUGUCAUAAUAAUGUUAAUCUCAAUAAAUAAAUGGCAUAAUGUUAAUUUCAAUAAAUAAAUGACAUUCAUGCAGCAAUUCAA
This is a messenger RNA of Rhinolophus ferrumequinum (greater horseshoe bat), 2088 nucleotides long. It is a transcript of the gene INPP1, whose product is annotated as inositol polyphosphate-1-phosphatase. The record is from RefSeq and is a predicted model, not a curated record. The coding region runs from base 669 to 1877 and encodes 402 amino acids. Lineage: Eukaryota; Metazoa; Chordata; Mammalia; Chiroptera; Rhinolophidae. Gene Ontology annotation, molecular function: inositol-1,4-bisphosphate 1-phosphatase activity. Gene Ontology annotation, biological process: phosphatidylinositol phosphate biosynthetic process. The transcript is spliced from 6 exons.